AUGGUCAGUGUCGUACAGAGCACACUUACAAUCAUUCUAAGUGCUGAAUUCAUAAUUGGAAAUUUAGGAAAUGGAUUCAUAGCACUCGUGAACUGCAUUGACUGGGUCAAGAGGAGAGAGAUCUCUUCAGCUGAUCAAAUCCUCACUGCUUUGGCAAUCUCCAGAAUUGGUCUGCUCUGGUUAGUAUCUAUAAACUGGUAUAUAUCUGUGUUUUUUACAGUUUUACUUGUGCCUGGAAAACUGUUAAGAGUGAAUAGUAUUGGCUGGACAGUGACCAAUCAUUUCAGCAACUGGCUUGCUACAAGCCUCAGCAUCUUUUAUUUUCUCAAGAUAGCCAGUUUUUCUAACUCUAUUUUUCUUUACCUAAAGUGGAGAGUUAAAAAGGUGAUUUCAAUGAUACUGCUGGUGACCUUGGUCCUCUUGAUUUUUAAUAUUGUACUGAUGAACAUGCAUAUUAAUGUCUGGAUCAAUGAACAUAAAGUAAACAUGACCGGCACUUCUAGGAUGAGCAACUUUGUACAACUUUCCACUCGUACUUUAUUCAUUAACACUCUGUUCACUAUCAUACCCUUUGCUGUGUCCCUGAUAAUUUUUCUUCUGCUUAUCUUCUCCUUGUGGAAACAUCUCAAGAAGAUACAGCACAAUGCCAAAGACUCCAGAGAUGCCAGCACCGAGGCCCACAUAAAAGCCAUGAAAAGCAUGAUUGCUUUCCUCCUACUAUUUGCCAUUUACUUUCUGUCUCUUUUUGUGUCAAUUUGGAGCUUUAAAUUUCCAGAGAGAAAGCAGAUCAUUAUGUUUUGCCAGGUUAUCGGAAUUAUCUAUCCUGCAGGUCACCCAUAUGUCCCGAUUCUGGGAUACAAUAAGCUGAGACAAACCUUUCUUUCAGUGCUGUGCUGGCUUAGGUCAAAGAUGGAGAAUCUUCAGGCCCGUAGACCAUUUAGAGAUUCAUCUUGCAUAUCCUAG
Molecule: messenger RNA, 963 nt
Organism: Equus quagga
Lineage: Eukaryota; Metazoa; Chordata; Mammalia; Perissodactyla; Equidae
Product: taste receptor type 2 member 14-like
Exons: 1
Coding region: 1-963 (320 amino acids)
Biological process (GO): sensory perception of taste; G protein-coupled receptor signaling pathway; detection of chemical stimulus involved in sensory perception of bitter taste
Cellular component (GO): membrane
Molecular function (GO): G protein-coupled receptor activity; bitter taste receptor activity
Source: RefSeq, a predicted model, not a curated record